GCAACCAACGGGAGCCCCACCAGUUAUUGGCCCACCUGCAGUACUCAGUCCUAAGCCAACCCCAACUCCAACGCCUACUCGAACACCUACGCCGGCUCCCAUACCACGAGCGGAACCACCUCCCAUUCCGCCACCGACACCACCUCCCUUUCUACCACCGACACCAAAGCCCACUCCAGGGCAGGCAGCAAGGCCAAGUCAAACGCCGACCCCACAGCCAACUCCAAGGCCCACUCCAAGGCCCACUCCGAGACCCACUCCGAGGCCCACACCAAUGCCCACCCCAACGCCCACACCAAUGCCCACUCCGAAGCCGACUCCGAGGCCGACUCCGAGGCCGACUCCGAGGCCGACUCCGAGGCCCACUCCGAGGCCCACUCCGAGGCCCACUCCGAUGCCCACUCCGAUGCCCACUCCGAUGCGCACUUCAAUGUCCACUCCGAUGUCCACUCCGAUGUCCACUCCGAUGCCCACUCCGAUGCCCACUCCGAUGCCCACUCCGAGGCCUACUCCAAGGCCUACUCCAAAGCCUACUCCAAGGCCUACUCCACGGCCCACGACAACUCCUACGACUACUACGAAAGCAUUCUCUGUAGACGAGCUCGUCUGCACGGUGGGGGGAAAGGCCAUCUUCCCCGAAAUGAUCCCGACUGACGGGCUGUGCAACUACAUCUACUACACCAACGUCGCGGUGGUUCACGGCAUCUUGCACGGCAUCGAAACCGAAGAAAGCUGGGCCACGUUCAAGCUGGUGAUGAAGAGCCUCACAAAGACUUCCGGUGGCAUCGGAUUCGAUAUCCGGUACUCAGCCCCGAAUAGUAUGAACGCCACGACCGAACAGAACCUGCAACGUCAUUCGAGGAACAACAACCUCAUGCACUACGGCGUGUUGAACGUCUUGCACACAUCAAGGAAAGUAAAGGGUCUAUACGACAAGGCAAAAGUGCUUCUUGCAAAUUUGAAGGCUCUACAAGUGUCAACAAACGCCAUCAACUCGAAAACAUUAAUUGCUCUCGGCAUAUUCAAUUAUCGCAGCGGUAACGCGGUGGGCGUCCUCGGCGAUAUGCUCAACGAUGCUGUCACCAACCACGUUGCGGACACGGUCAUUGCCUACUCCUCUGUGGGCUGGAUCGAGCGAGAGAGCGAGUGCUACAGCCACCCGCCAUCUGUAUUUCAACGAAGUGACCUGAAAGGGCCGGCUCGGUUAAAUGUCGACCGGGCACCAGAUAUCAGAACCAUUACAACGCUCAUGACGAGAGACAAGCAAUUCCCCUCCAACACCAAGGUGGGGCUGUCCUUCGAGCUGGGCACCCUCGUCUACACCGUAAAGUCCGCAAAGAAAGGUGUCGACUCAGAUUUGGUCAACAUGCCGUGCAAGAGCCUCUACGUCACCAACUUCGACGUCGUGCCUUGCCUAGCAAACAACCAGACCAACCGAGCCAAAAGAUUUGAAGGCGUCGAGGUGGCCCAAUCAGAGGCGGAUAUAUCGCAGGUCAUACUCUUCGAGAGCAACAACACUCUAUUCUACAAGAUCAAGAAGUUGGCCGACAAUUCCACCUUCCUGCGGCCGGGCAUGUCACUGCUGCUCCUCAACGCCCACCUCGGGGACUUCAGGAACAAAGCGACGAGCCCGUGUGCCCAGUACAACGAAAAAGACCGAGACGACCCGUUCUACCGAAUCAGAGUAAUUAAGGCAUGGCUCGGGUUGAACUAAAGCCGAACCAAGGCAGCUUGAGGAAGAGUGGUCGUCGGACUGUGGAGUGGUGUGUGUGGCGCUAGUGACAAGCUUGUGCCUUGGCCUUCACCUCGUGUUGUGCUGUCAUAAAGUGCGACACCGGACAGGACUGCGUUUCCUGAUUAGUCGUGCCUUUGCGUAGUUCAACAAUAUUAGCGUACCUCUUA
This is a messenger RNA of Dermacentor albipictus, 1902 nucleotides long. RefSeq lists its product as uncharacterized. The record is from RefSeq and is a predicted model, not a curated record. NCBI's taxonomy places the organism in Eukaryota, Metazoa, Arthropoda, Arachnida, Ixodida, Ixodidae.